AGGAGUAAUGGUAAGGCAAGUGAAGAUAAGGUUUUGAAGAAGGAAGAUGAGAAGUACUACAAACCCUUUCAGAUUCACAGAUAAACCCCUCUCUCUAUCUCUAACCAUGAUACUUCUUCCAUUUACUUUCUUUGCUCUUCUUUGCUUAUACUCUUACCGUCCCUCAUUUGCUCCAUUUUCCACCACCCCCAUCACCAACCAGUCUUCUCUUCCUCCUACGUUUACUCCAGAAAAGCAACAACCUUAUGUGAAACCGUGUGACUAUUCCAAUGGCCAAUGGGUCCAUGACAAGAGAGGCCCCUUGUACAACGGCACAACAUGUAAGAUCAAAGAAAGCCAGAAUUGCAUCAUCAAUGGCAGGCCUGACUCUGGCUAUCUUCAGUGGAGAUGGAAACCAAGCGAAUGCAAUCUUCCAAGGUUUAAACCUCACACUUUUCUCCAACUUAUCAAGAACAAGCAUGUAGCUUUUGUUGGCGACUCUAUAUCCAGGAACCAACUAGAGUCCCUUAUUUGCUUGUUAACCACGGCGUCGACGCCUCACCGUGUCCACCACCAAGGUUCCCGGCGGUGGAACUUCCCUUCCCACAAUGCAAAUUUGUCCUUCUAUUGGUCCCCAUUUCUUGUGAAGGGUGCUCAGAGAAAAUUCCCAGUACCACUUUACAAUACAAUACAUUUGGACCAUGUUAAUAACAGGUGGGCCAGGGAUAUGGAUCAAAUGGACUUGAUAGUAUUAUCAUUUGGGCAUUGGUUUUUGGUUCCUUCAAUUUAUUAUGAAGGUGAUUCUGUUGUAGGUUGCUCAAACUAUCCUGGUCUUAAUUGCACUGACAUUGGUUUUUAUAGUCCAUUGAGAAAGGCUAUAAGGACUACUCUUAAUAGCAUAAUUGAAAGAAGAGAGGCUGAAGGAAACACUAACAGAAUUGAUGUGAUUAUGAGAACGUUUUCUCCUUCACAUUUUAAAGGUGAUUGGGAUAAGGGUGGUACUUGUGCAAAGUCUGAGCCUUACAGAAAGGGGGAGAAGCAACUUGAAGGAAUGGAUGCUGAGAUUAGAAGGAUUGAGAUGGAAGAAGUGGAGAGUGCUAAGGGAAAAGCCAAACAAUUGGGAUUUAGGUUGGAGUUAAUGGAUGUGACAGAAUUAGCAUUGUUGAGACCAGAUGGUCAUCCAGGUGCCUACAUGAAACCUUUUCCAUUUGCUAAUGGGGUGGUUCAAGAGCAUGUGCAGAGUGAUUGUGUUCAUUGGUGCGUGCCAGGGCCUAUAGACACAUGGAAUGAAUUUUUUUUGGAAAUUAUGAAAAAGUGGGAGGAACAACCAAAGGAGUGAAAAGUGAGGUUUAUUUUUUUUCCUUUCUCGUUAAUGAUUUCAGUUUAACACUACAAUUUAGCUUAUAGGAAACAAACACGGGGUAUAUGAAUUUUCUAGCAUGUGCAUAUUGUGAUUAAUUGGCUAUGCACACCCUUAACUUUCUUAUC
This is a messenger RNA of Lotus japonicus, 1467 nucleotides long. Its product is annotated as xyloglucan O-acetyltransferase 1-like. Gene Ontology annotation, molecular function: O-acetyltransferase activity. Lineage: Eukaryota; Viridiplantae; Streptophyta; Magnoliopsida; Fabales; Fabaceae. Gene Ontology annotation, cellular component: Golgi apparatus. Bases 47 to 1318 code for a protein of 423 amino acids. The record is from RefSeq and is a predicted model, not a curated record. The transcript has 2 exons.